AUGGGCAAGACAAAGGUCGCAGACAAGUCGUCCAAGAAGGACAAGAAGGCUGAGCUUUCGAGCGUCAAGGCCGGUCGCGUUACCAAGCCCGCUGCGACACCCAAGUCCAAGAGCAAGGACAUUGCCAAGUCCGUUGCUUCCAGCGUCAAGGACAAGAAAAAGUCGAAGAAGGCUCCUACUCCUGAGCCCGAGUCUGAUUCUUCGUCUGAGAGCGAGAGCGAGGACUCCUCUGAGAGCAGCAGCGAGGAGGAGGUCGAGAAGAAGACCUCCACCAAGCCUGCUCCCAAGGCCGCUCCCAAGGCUGUUGCUAAUGACAGCGACUCCAGCUCUUCCGAGAGCAGCGAUGACAGCAGCAGCAGCGAGGAUGAGAAGCCUGCUCCCAAGGCCAAGACCAACGGCGCUGCUAAGACCAAGGCCGAGUCUAGCGACUCCGACAGUGACUCUGACUCUGAGUCCGACUCUGACAGCAGCGAGUCCAAGGACGAGAAGCCCGCCGCAAAGGCUGAGGCCACCUCCACCUCUGACGACUCCUCUGACUCUGACGCCGAUUCCGACUCUGACUCCGACUCCUCUUCCGAAUCUGACAGCGAUGAAGCCGAGGCUCCCUCCAAGAAGCGCAAGGCUGAGGAAGUCACCGAGCCCGCGGUCAAGAAGACCAAGACUGUCGAGCCCGUCGCUGAAGAGGGCAUCAAGAACCUGUUCGUUGGCAACAUGAGCUGGAACAUUGACGAGGACUGGCUCCGUCGUGAGUUUGAGGGCUUUGGCGAGAUUGUCGGCUGCCGUGUCAUCACCGACCGUGAGACUGGUCGUGCCAAGGGAUUCGGUUACGUUGAGUUUGCCAACGCUGCCGAUGCCGCCAAGGCCCAGAAGGAGAUGCACGAUUACGAGCUUGACGGUCGCCCAUUGAACGUCGACUUCAGCACCCCCCGCCAAAAGCCCGAUGCCAACGCUGCCGGCGCCCGCGCCAACAAGUUUGGUGACAAGCGCAGCCCUGCCAGCAACACUCUGUUCCUUGGUAACAUCUCUUUCGAGUGCACCAACGACAGCAUCCAGCAGAUCUUCGCCGAGUACGGCAACAUCACCCGUGUCUCUCUGCCCACCGACCGUGAUACUGGCUCACUCAAGGGCUUCGGAUAUGUUGACUUCAGCACCCAGGAGGAGGCUACCGCUGCUCUUGAGGCUCUCAACGGCCAGGACAUUGAGGGUCGUGCUAUCCGCAUUGACUACGCCACUCCUCGCGAUGACAACGGCGGC
Exserohilum turcica Et28A is the source of this 1254-nucleotide messenger RNA. RefSeq lists its product as uncharacterized. The transcript is spliced from 3 exons. Gene Ontology annotation, molecular function: RNA binding. NCBI's taxonomy places the organism in Eukaryota, Fungi, Ascomycota, Dothideomycetes, Pleosporales, Pleosporaceae. The annotation marks the transcript as partial. The record is from RefSeq and is a predicted model, not a curated record.